Messenger RNA from Zasmidium cellare ATCC 36951, 1086 nucleotides. RefSeq lists its product as uncharacterized. The transcript has a single exon. The record is from RefSeq and is a predicted model, not a curated record. Lineage: Eukaryota; Fungi; Ascomycota; Dothideomycetes; Mycosphaerellales; Mycosphaerellaceae. Gene Ontology annotation, molecular function: hydrolase activity. The coding region runs from base 1 to 1086 and encodes 361 amino acids.
AUGUCGUCCACCGCGUACAAAGCCCCCGGCCGUAUCGGCAACCCGGAUCUGGACCUCGAGCACGACCCCCGAACUCGUCCGGAUCUGCUCACUGCUCUCAAGUCGAUGGGACUGGCAAGCAACUCGGUCAUGGACUGGGCGAAGACACCCGAAGAGCAGGAGCAGCAUUGCAAAGUCAGCCAUGAAGGCUUCAGUGCCGUCUACGAGCAACUUCCAAACGAUCUCCCGGGCGAUGCCUCCGAGCCUGACGUACAGCAGACCGAGAUCUCAAUCGAAAGCUUCGACGGCAGCAAAAUCAAGCUCUACGUCUACAGGGCCAAAGGGUCUGAUAACGUACCAGCUGUGUUGUACAUCCAUGGUGGAGGAGCGACGAUCUUGGAAACGACUGCGAAGCCUCACCUCCGCUGGCUCAAGUCUUUGGCCUUGAAAGGCGUGGUCGCUAUCGGUGUCGACUUCCGCAACGCUUGGCAACCCGAUGGCAAUCACUGUCAGUUUCCCACGGGACUGAACGAUUGCGCAGCAGCUGUCAGGUACGUCCAUGCUCACAAGAAGGAGUUGGGUGUCAGCAAGAUUAUCAUCCAAGGAGAGAGCGGCGGCGCAAACCUGACUCUGGCCACUGCCCUCAAAGCGAACCGCGAAGGCUGGAGUGAUAUCAUCGCGGGUGUGUACGGCGCAGUCCCGUUCAUCUCAGGAGCAUAUGGCUGGCCAAUCGAGAGGAAACUUGCAGAGCUACCAAGUCUCGUUGAGUGCGAUGGGUACUUCUUGAAUAUCCCAGGAGUAGAUGGAAUGGCUCAAUUCUAUGCUCCCAAGGAAGAAGACAAGACGAAUCCCCUGGCUUGGCCUUAUUUUGCAACAGAGCAAGAUCUUCGAGGCUUGCCGCCGCAUCUCUUGAGCAUGGACGAGCUCGAUCCGCUGCGUGAUGAGGGAAUGGCAUAUUAUCGGAAGCUUCUGGCCGCUGGAGUCAGGGUGACAGCGGAGGUCAAUCUGGGAAUCGUCCACGCUACAUCCUUGAUCUUCCGCAAGGCUGUACCUGAUGUUCAUGAAAAGGCUGUGGAGCGGAUCGUAGCUUUUGCGAAGGCUGUGUAG